Eremothecium sinecaudum is the source of this 702-nucleotide messenger RNA. RefSeq names its product ESCRT-III subunit protein SNF7 (gene SNF7). Bases 1 to 702 code for a protein of 233 amino acids. Gene Ontology annotation, cellular component: multivesicular body; cytoplasmic side of plasma membrane; ESCRT III complex. Gene Ontology annotation, biological process: late endosome to vacuole transport via multivesicular body sorting pathway; vesicle budding from membrane. The record is from RefSeq and is a predicted model, not a curated record. Lineage: Eukaryota; Fungi; Ascomycota; Saccharomycetes; Saccharomycetales; Saccharomycetaceae. The transcript has a single exon.
AUGUGGUCAUACAUAUUUGGUGGAAGAGGUAAACAAAAGAAGGAGUUACCUAAAAAGGCUAUAUUAGACCUCCGUGAACAUAUACAACUAUUAUCGAAAAAGCAAUCUCAUUUACAGACCCAAAUUGCAACCCAAGAACAAAGUGCUAGGCAGUUUUUGUCUAAGGGUAACAAGACUAUGGCUAAAAAUGCCCUUAAAAGAAAAAAGUUAUUUGAAGGUCAAUUGAAUAAGAUCGAUGGGCAAAUGGAUUCUCUAGAACAGCAACUAUAUUCGAUAGAAAAUGCAAACUUGAACCUAGAGACAAUGAAGGCCAUGAAGCAGGGUGCAUCCGCUAUGAAACACAUACAUGCUGGUUUAGAUGUGGAAAAGGUGGACGAGGCAAUGGACGAGAUUCGCGACCAGGUAGAGCUGGGAGAAGAAAUCAGCGAAGCUAUAUCAAGACCUUUGUACGUGGGCGUUGCAGAUAUUGAUGAGGAUGAACUUGAUGAGGAGUUGGAUAUGCUAGCACAAGAGGAGACAGCGAAGAAGGUUGCACAGCCUGGCGCUGCGUCACCUGCAGCUAAGGUAUCCUUGCCAUCAGUUCCAACUGGUAACCUAUCAGAACAAGCACAGGCCAAUAGUAACCAGGGAGAAGGAGUCGUGGAAGACGAGGAUGAGGAUGAACGAGCAUUGAAAGAACUGCAGGCGGAAAUGGGACUAUGA